This is a messenger RNA of Alternaria metachromatica, 3291 nucleotides long. RefSeq lists its product as uncharacterized. The transcript has 3 exons. Gene Ontology annotation, biological process: SREBP signaling pathway. Lineage: Eukaryota; Fungi; Ascomycota; Dothideomycetes; Pleosporales; Pleosporaceae. The coding region runs from base 1 to 3291 and encodes 1096 amino acids. Gene Ontology annotation, molecular function: protein binding; sterol binding. Gene Ontology annotation, cellular component: Golgi membrane; endoplasmic reticulum membrane. The record is from RefSeq and is a predicted model, not a curated record.
AUGAUCUGGUAUCUUCUCUAUCCGCUGCGUGGUACCACUGAACCACCACGGCUCGACACCUCGCACCCCAUCCGCCGCGCGUUCCAGGCCCACGGCACUGCCACGGCCCGGCAUUGGCUGCUCUCCAUUGUCCUGACCAUCACCGUCUCCGUCCUGCUCUGCUACCAGGCCGUCUUCCAGGCCGACAGCUCCGCCGCCGCUGCCCUCCGCAACCUGCCCAAGCAUGUCUGGACAUCGACCACCGAGGUUGAGGGCGAGCGCCCCGCCGAUGUCGUGGUGCGCCAGGUCUGGGUGCAUGGCGACUACAUGAAUGCAAUUGCCCUGCCGGUGCUGCGCGAAGCGAUGCAUGUGCAGGAAGUGCUCAUCAACGGUGGUUUCGACACGCGAGAGAGUGCUGCCUACGACGACCAGCACAGGCUCCAGCGCGAUGCCCCGGGCUGCCUUGUCGCACCCGCCGGAGAGAAGUGGGGCUGGCACUCGCCGUUGAUGUACUGGGACUGCUCGCUGAGCGCGCUGGAGAAAGACGGCAACCUCCUCGAUACCAUCAACGCCCAUAAUCGCAUCCGCUCGGCACUCAAUGUCACCCUGCGCCCGAGCACUGUCUUUGCCGGCAAGUCCUUCUCGGCCACUAAACUUCGCGCCGCGGAUGCGCUGGUUAUCACGCUGUUCGACCAGACCAACUCGAGCUUGGGAGAUACGUGGGACUCACGGUCGCGCCUUCUGGCUGACAAACUGGACCCAGACUGGACCAUCUUCCCGCCCGACGGCCAGGUGGGGCGGAGUCGACUCUACGAGUUCCGGUUCAAGCCGAUGACUCUGAACGAUGACUUGUUCUUAGCUGCGUCCUACCUGGUGACCGCAGUUUAUGUUAUAUGGAGGAUGAUGCAGCUGCGAGCAGUCAAGAGUUGGUUUGGGCUGCUUGUAACCAUAUGUGCCAAGAUGCCCCCUCACCAGCGAAUCGGAAAUGCGCUCGGUGAAGUCGGACAUCUAUCUCUUGCCAUUGCCUUCCAAAAUCUGGCCCUUUUGUACUUUUGUUCCCGGCUCGUUUCACCCUGGGUAGCCGACUUUUGCGUCUUCGCUGCCGUCACCCUCGUAUUCGACCUUGUUUUCCACUUGACCUUCUUUGUUGCUGUUCUCAGCGUCGACGUGCAAAGAAUGGAACUUUCAGACUCACUGGACCGCGCCGAUCUUCAUCAAAACAACAACAAGAAAAGAACGGAGCGGCAGUCUUGGCUUGGAGCGUUGUUAGAAGGUACCCUGCCACUCAGCACGCGCUUUGCUGGCACAGUCGCGAUCUGUUCUAUCAUCCUUGCUAUCAACUGGCACUUUUUCGACAACGACGGCAAGCAAUUAUCCAUCGAUACGCUUCGCCGAAAUCUCACAAUGAGGAGACGGAGACGCACCCCUGACAGCACAUGGAGCCCACCACCGAUCAAUCAGGCUAGGACACCCGCUGAUUGGCUUAGGAUUCAAGAUCACAAUACUGCCCGGGAACUAUUUGGAUUCAUCAAGCCGGGUGCUUCAAGCUUCAUAGCCCGUAUUUACGACCCCAUCCUCGUGGUUGCGAAAGGGGCAUACGGGCGCGACCGACCUCAGCCGCCGCUGUCUUUCACCGAUGGAGUCCGCCGCUUUGCGCAAGCACAUGCGUUUCCGGUAGCCUUGCUCGUCGUUACGUUUAUCGCGACUGUAACAUUAUUUAUGAACUAUCUUCUCUGGACUGGACUCCCGAAAACUUCUGAAGAGACAGAAGAUGACGAAGUCACAUUGUCUAUCAAGACAUUGCCGACGCCGCAGAAUCUAGACGUUGUGCAAUUGGCUUCUUGCUCGAGAGGCCAUCUUGCCAGCAUAUCUCUUGACCGGAGCACUGCAUUGUGGCUACAUGGCCGCGGAGGCUAUCUGCACACAACGCUGCAGACAGCAACGAUGAAGCCAAAGCUCUGGCCCAUAUAUGCUACGGCUAUGGACGAUGGUGGCAACAUCCUUGCGAUCUGUGCAGACAGCGGACAGAUUGGCCUAUGGGAUAUCCCGGCAUCCCGUUUCCUUCUGUUUCCCAAGAUCGACAUUCGUGGGCAGGCGCCCAUUCUGUUUACAUUUGCUUACCUCAAGACCCGCUUAGAUGUCGAAAAGCUCUACCUCAUCAUCAUCACACCAGACGGACACCUGACCAGGCUCGAAGCACGCACAGGCAUCCACUACACCAGGCGCAUAUCAAGCAGUCCCAUCGUCUGCACCACAACCUACACCUCACUCAAGGGCGACACCAGCGUUGUGUUCGUAACGAAGCCUGGCGAAGUCCACAUCCUGCCGCUUAUGGAGGAGGGCAAUACGAUGUCCGAGGUAGUCGCCGGUCUCGACCCCGGGCCACCUCCAGGCAGCAACCCUGCGAAGAUCCGAUGUAUAGAGGCUGUUCCUAGUCUGGGUCUCAUCUUUGCACUCCGCGACGAGGAAGCUGAGAUAUUUGACUUCACGAGCCGAGCGCUCGUACACUCUUUCCAGAUCGGCCACGUCAAGCCGCACUCCUUCAGAGUCUUGUAUCCCAUGCGACGGACAUGUCAAUGUGGAGCUCCAACAGUGAAUUCGCUUGCUGUCGCAUACACAGAGCAAGAAACAGACCACAUGAUCAUGCAAAGUUUCUCCCUUGACGACAACACGUCGUCACAAAUAUGUCUCGGAAAACCGCUCGAUAGGGAGAAGCACGGAUGCCGUGGGCUCGACCAUGCAAAGGAGGCCGUACAUUACGUCGAGCCUGUCGGAGUGUGGGAGGCUACGGAUGCGCUCAGUGUCGUGGGGAUCAGAAGGUGUAUACAGUCACCUACGCCAUCGUCCACGACUUCAGGCACUGAUGAAUCUAGCCAAGGCGUGGAUCCAGUGGCGCUCACGUCGGCUCUCAAGCAGCGAGCUCAAAACCAAGGCAGUCCGAAGGCUACCAAUUCCUUAGGGGGAGUAUUUGCCAAGGGCAGUCGAAAAGGCUUCGUUGGCGACACGGACACAUGGGAGGCCUGGACACUCUCAAGCACAGGCGAGUUUCGCUCACGACCACUCGUUCCGGAUAACCUGGAUGGAACCACAGAGGUCCCUUAUGAAGACGAGCUUUUCGUAACAGCUCCUGGGCCAAUGACUAGACUAGGGAAGCGUAGCGUGGUCGUCGGCUUUGGCAAUACUGUGAAGGUCAUCACAUUGGGCAAGGAGUCGUUCGAUGGCUUGACAAACCUCCAGAGUAACGCCAUGGACAUUGGCCUUGGUUCGUACAAGUGGAGGGCCCGCAGAGGCACUGGCAGGAAAGUACAGUGA